AUGUCGCCCCAAAAACCAUACAAUGCAUGCUAUGCAUGUUUACUGAGCUCAGAUAACUGCUUUUGUGUGAUUUCCUGUAUGGGCUGUACUUGGAGCUUGAGUCGAGCCAUGGAAGCACAACGUAGCCAAACAGAACAACAUGUCGCUUGCUGGCUGUACUUGUACCGAAUAUUGACCUUAUACAUAUACGCGCCUUCACUCUCGUUAAGUUACGGGAAUGACACUCCCUGCAAACGACGCCUUCUCGCUAGGUCUCGCGCACGACCAACCUCGUCGCUCGAGCUCCCGUUCCCGCACCCCUUCCCUCCCGCGUCGCUCUUCGUCCCCCAAAUUAUCUUUUUCUUCGCCUACUCCACCUUCCUCCACGUCAAGCAGCGUUGUCUUCUCACCACAGCCAGUAAAUGGAAUGCCUAUGAAGAGAGGACAUAAGCGCAAGGCAUCUGCAAGAAACGGUUCUCAACAGCUGAAACAGAACGGAGAGCCGACGAUAGAGGAGCUCGUUGAGGAGGUGGAUGCGCGGAUAGCACGCGAACGCAAGCUGUCCCCUGGCAGCUCACCCGAUAAGCGCCAGACAGUCAAAAAACAGAUUGAUUGGGAGAUUCCUCGCAAGGCGUUGCAUUCAUCCAUUGGUUUCUUUACGAUAUACCUAUACACAUCCAAAGGCAAUCCACAAACGGUUGUUAUUGCCUUGAGCUCUGCCCUUGCUGCUCUUGUUCCAAUAGAUAUUCUCCGUCUCAAGUACCCUCUCUUCGAACGCGCUUUUGAGAAAUGUGUCGGGAUCUUCAUGCGCGAUAGCGAGAAGAAAUCAUCCAAUGGUGUUAUAUGGUAUAUUCUUGGCGCUAACACUGCGCUAAUAGCGUUUCCGCUUGACAUCGCAGUCGUAUCUAUCCUUAUCCUUUCCUGGGCUGACACAGCCGCAUCUACCUUCGGCCGUCUCUGGGGCUCACUCACGCCCCCGCUUCCUGCACGACUCCUUGGUCUCCCUCUUGCCCCUCGUAAAAGUCUGGCAGGCUUCAUCGCAGCCUCACUCACAGGCGCCGCUGUCGCUGCCGGAUUCUGGACGUGCUUCGGCCCGAUAAGAGACAACUCGACGUGGUCCUGGGACGCUGGUGUAUCAAGUACAUUUAGUGGUGGAAGUGCGGAUGGUGGGAAGGUCUUCAGCGGUUUGACAGGUCUCGCUGUUGUGACUGUGUGCGCGGGGUUAGUCUCGGGCGUUGCUGAAGCACUUGAUUUGGGUUCCGUGGACGAUAAUCUCAGUCUACCAAUAAUCGCUGGCGGCUGCCUAUGGGGACUCUUCAAAGUCCUUGGCUGGCUAGGCGAUAUACUUUUGUGAUAGAUUCCCCUCUUCAACUUCUCCGCUGUGAUCUUCACCUUCACCUUCAAUCAUCGAAAUACUUGCAAUUUCAGUGCUGCAUACGUUCAAUUUUCCAGUGGUGGAUAUUUUACUUACCUGGCUCACGAUAGUGAUGACGAGAGUGAGACGAGACGAUUAUGAUGACGACGGAUAGUAUAUUAACCGAUUUCAUGCGUUUGUCCGUGCUGCUUAUAAUGUGCUAGUUAGUAGAAGUAGAGUUACUAUAGUCAUGCAUCCAUAUACCGA
This is a messenger RNA of Suillus paluster, 1600 nucleotides long. RefSeq lists its product as uncharacterized. Gene Ontology annotation, biological process: phosphatidic acid biosynthetic process. The record is from RefSeq and is a predicted model, not a curated record. Gene Ontology annotation, molecular function: ATP-dependent diacylglycerol kinase activity. Bases 218 to 1333 code for a protein of 371 amino acids. Gene Ontology annotation, cellular component: endoplasmic reticulum membrane. NCBI's taxonomy places the organism in Eukaryota, Fungi, Basidiomycota, Agaricomycetes, Boletales, Suillaceae. The transcript has 5 exons.